Molecule: messenger RNA, 669 nt
Organism: Coccomyxa subellipsoidea C-169
Lineage: Eukaryota; Viridiplantae; Chlorophyta; Trebouxiophyceae; Coccomyxaceae
Exons: 2
Biological process (GO): L-tryptophan biosynthetic process
Molecular function (GO): phosphoribosylanthranilate isomerase activity
Source: RefSeq, a predicted model, not a curated record
CUGAUAAAGAUAUGCGGAGUCACCAGUGCGGAGGAUGCCGAGCUGGCCGCAGCGGCAGGUGCCAACUUCAUUGGCAUGAUCAUGUGGCCAAAGGCCAAGCGGUCUGUGGCGCCAGCAGUCGCGCAGGCCAUUGCUGCUGUGGCAAGGGAGCACGGCGCACAGGCAGUGGGUGUUUUCGUGGAUGAAGAUGCGCGCACAAUAGAGCACAGGUGUAGGGAGGCUGGGAUUGGGGUGGCUCAACUGCAUGGAGACGUGGCAAGGGAGGCAGUGGCAUCCCUGCCAGAGUUUCUUCAGAUCAUCUAUGUCUUGCAUGCUGACUCCGAUGGCGUCAUUCAGACGCUUCAGCCAGGAGAGCUUGCAGCAUCUCUUGGUCAGGACCUCUCCAGGUCUGUGGAAUGGGUGCUUGUGGAUGGGAUUGUCGGCGGCAGCGGGGAGAAGUUUGACUGGGCAAACCUUCAGCCGCCCAAGCAGGUUGCCCAACGAGGCUGGUUCUUGGCUGGUGGGCUGGGACCGCACAAUGUGGCAAACGCUGUGCAGCAGCUGCAUCCCAAUGGGGUGGAUGUGUCCAGCGGAGUCACUGGCCCAGACAAGCUCAGAAAAGAUGCUGCUAAAAUCCAUGCAUUUGUGUCCUCUGUUCAACAGCUGGAGAGUGUACCACAAACAGCCUGA